Pseudovirgaria hyperparasitica is the source of this 719-nucleotide messenger RNA. RefSeq lists its product as uncharacterized. The coding region runs from base 217 to 609 and encodes 130 amino acids. The record is from RefSeq and is a predicted model, not a curated record. The transcript has a single exon. NCBI's taxonomy places the organism in Eukaryota, Fungi, Ascomycota, Dothideomycetes, Acrospermales, Acrospermaceae.
UCUAUCUUUUGAUCUUUUAUCUUGAUCUUUAUCUACCUGUCUGGCUGUGCGUCUUCUGUUGUGGGCAAUUACUUGCUCUGCAGACUAUGACUAUGUGUGUGUGUAUCGCAUCAUCGUAAUCGUAUCGUGUGUACCACCAACAAGUCAUGUGACGAUAGAGUUUGUUUUAGCGUUUGUUUGUUGUUGUAUGUAGUUGAUUUGAGAUGGGAUGGAUAUAUGGUUAUGCAUGGAUGGGGACUGUUUGGUUCGUGUGGCGUGGCGUUAGUGCUGUGCUGUGCUGUGCCUCUGAGUCUGUGUGUGUGUUGUACGAACGUGUCGAUGAGGGAUGUGUGUACAGCGCGUGACUGGUUUACUCCUUGCGUGCCUUGCUUUCUGUCCUGGCUGUCCUGUCGUGUCUUGGGUUUCCUGUCCUGGUUUCCCUGUCCUGUCUUAGGUUUCCUGUCCGGGUUUUCCUGUCCUGUCUUGGCUUUCUAUCCUAUCCCAUCCUAUCCUAUCCUAUCCCAUCCUAUCCUAUCCUGGCGUUCCUAUCCUGUCCUUUCCUGUCUUGUGAUCCCUUGUCAGACGCCAGACGCCAGACGCCAGACGCCGCCGCGCUGCCGUGCGGUAUAGGGUGAUGAUGAGUCUGCAUGUAUAUUCCGGAUGUAUUCCAAAAAUAUUCCAAAUACAUGCAUGCAUGCAUACCUAUACAUACAUAGUUGAUAUCGAUGCUCUGGCUGGCA